UCAACUAAGCGCAAGCAAGAAGAAUCUCUCAAACUUUGUGGCAACUAAUGGCGCCGCAAGGUAGCAUCUCGGUAGCAGCUGCAGCGCUGGUCCUGUUACUAGCGUUGGCGUUGCAGAUCUCGGUCUCGUCACUGUCAGCAGCGGCUGUGGUGGUUCCUCCUCCGCCGCCGGACAACUGCACCCGCAGCUGUGGCAAGGUGGCCGUGCCCUACCCCUUCGGCAUCGGUCCCGGCUGCUACUGGCCGGGCUUCAACCUCACCUGCGUCGACAACACGCUACUGAUCGGCGACGGCACCCUCCGCGUCGACCACAUCUGGGCACACAAUUCCACGGUGCGCGUCCUACGCGGCGGCGACAUCAAAGUGGAGGAGGAGGCCAACGGCACCGGCGCCUUCGGCGGCGGGCUCAGGGACGACGGGCCCUUCACACUGUCCGCCUACACCAACGAGCUCGUGGUGACCGGCUGCAACGUGGUGGCGACGCUGGUGGAGCAGCACACGAACCUGACCCGGAGCGGCUGCGCCUCCAUCUGCACUAACUCCGCGGACAGCAUGCAGUAUCCCAUCAGCCACAAGGCGUGCAGCUUCGGCAAGGGCUGCUGCCAGGAGGAGAUAAUCUCGCCCUUCGAGCGCAUGAACUUCGACGCGCGGCUCAAAUGGUUCGGGCAGAACCGCACGGUGGACGAGAUGUGGAAGACGACGCGCGUGUUUGUGGCGGAGAAGGGGUGGUACGAUAAGCAGCGGCUGGUCCUGGAAGAAGCGACGGAGGUUCCGGUUCAACUGGACUGGGUGGUCGAGGUUGCCGGGGAGCCGGCGGGUCGUCGCCCCGUUCCCGGUGAUGACUGCCCCUCGUAUGUCAACCGCGACGUCUGCAAGAGCAGGAACAGCAACUGCAUGCCGGGACGAGAGAGAGGCUACUCUUGCUCCUGUUACACAGGUCACGACGGCAACCCCUACGUCGCCGGCGACGGUGGAUGCAACGAUGUGGACGAGUGCAAGCGGCCAGAAGAAUACGGCUGUUUCGGCGAGUGCACCAACCUGCCGGGAACGUUCCGCUGCUGGUGCCCUCGGGGAACUCAUGGCAACCACACUGUACCAGGUGGUUGCAUCAAGUCCGCCACAGGUAGUAAAAGUUUUGUAGAGGUCACUAACGUGGUCGGAUCAUCUUCUUUGCCUGCAUGGGUUGUGUGGCUGGAUGACAUGGGAUGCGGAAGGAUAUGCCUUCUCGUCCCUUCUCUGGUGUUUGGUGUGUACCUCGAUCCGGUUGGAUAUAUAGGGCGAGGUGUUACCAUCGGAAUAGGAGUUGCUAGUGGCGUAGGAGCUAUUCUUUUGAUCCUCAUUGUAUUCGCCUUCACACAAAAGCUUAAGCACCAAAGAAAACAAAUGUUGAAGAAGAAGUUCUUUGAGCAGAAUCGUGGGCGACUAUUGCAACAAUUGGUAUCUCAAAGAGCUGAUAUUGCAGAAAGAAUGAUUAUAUCCUUGGAGGAGCUAGAGAAGGCAACAAACAAUUUUGACAAAACUCGCGAGCUUGGUGGUGGUGGACAUGGUACCGUCUACAAAGGGAUUUUAUCAGACCUCCAUGUUGUAGCUAUCAAGAAACCAAAGAUGGUGAUUCAGAAGGAGAUUGACGAGUUCAUCAAUGAGGUUGCUAUCCUAUCACAAAUAAACCAUAGAAAUGUUGUAAAACUUUAUGGUUGCUGCCUUGAAACAGAAGUACCAAUGUUGGUCUAUGAGUUCAUAUCCAAUGGAACUCUUUACAGUCAUUUGCACACACAUGAAGCAAAAUCAUUGUCAUGGGAUGAUAGGUUGCGAAUAGCAUCUGAGACAGCCAAGUCACUAGCCUAUCUACACAUGACAGUAUCAAUGCCUAUUAUACAUCGAGAUAUCAAGUCUGCUAACAUACUUCUGGAUGAUACUCUAGCAGCAAAGGUAGCAGAUUUUGGAGCAUCAAGAUAUGUUCCGGUGGAUAAAACAGGUGUAACAACCGUAGUACAAGGCACAAGAGGAUAUUUGGACCCUAUGUAUCUUAGCACAGGGAGGCUCACAGAGAAAAGUGAUGUUUACAGCUUUGGUGUCAUGCUUCUAGAGUUGUUAACUACAAAGAAGCCAUUCUCAUAUUUGUCUUCUGAAGGAGAUAGCCUUGUUGGACAUUUUACCACCUUGUUUGCAGAAGGCAAUUUGCCACAGAUACUAGAUCCUCAAGUCAUGGAUGGAGGAGGCCAAGAAGUAGAAGAAGUAGCUAAGCUUGCGUUAGCAUGCCUAAAAUUAACAGCAGAGGGUCGUCCAACAAUGAGACAUGUGGAAUUGACACUGGAAUGUAUUCAAGCAUCCAGGAGGAAUGUUUCAGAUAGUGGGUUGGCUGAGAUAUCUGAGGAGGAUGGUACUGCAAUGAGUGGCCCAAUUCCAGCAAGUUUUUCAAAUAUAAAAGAAUCAAGCAGACAAUAUAGCAUGGAAGAAGAGUUCUUGCUAUCCUCAAGAUAUCCUCGGUAGUUUUAUUUAAAAAUGAUUAAAUAAUAAUGUAGCCCUUUCUUUGUUUCUAUGGAUUUAUUUGUAUCAUCUGUCCUUGUGAAUAACAUGUACCACGUAUUGACUAAUCACUUUCACAUUGUUCACUUGACCUGCACGUCGAUUCAGUAUGGAAUUCCCUGCAAAUUCAUUAGGAGUUGGGAUGCAGAAUAUA
Triticum aestivum (bread wheat) is the source of this 2679-nucleotide messenger RNA. RefSeq names its product wall-associated receptor kinase 5-like. The record is from RefSeq and is a predicted model, not a curated record. Gene Ontology annotation, cellular component: plasma membrane. The transcript has 5 exons. Lineage: Eukaryota; Viridiplantae; Streptophyta; Magnoliopsida; Poales; Poaceae. Gene Ontology annotation, biological process: protein phosphorylation; cell surface receptor signaling pathway. The coding region runs from base 48 to 2489 and encodes 813 amino acids. Gene Ontology annotation, molecular function: calcium ion binding; protein serine/threonine kinase activity; ATP binding.